Messenger RNA from Fulmarus glacialis (Northern fulmar), 636 nucleotides. RefSeq names its product alkB, alkylation repair homolog 3 (E. coli) (gene ALKBH3). Gene Ontology annotation, biological process: DNA alkylation repair; DNA repair. Lineage: Eukaryota; Metazoa; Chordata; Aves; Procellariiformes; Procellariidae. Gene Ontology annotation, molecular function: dioxygenase activity. The annotation marks the transcript as partial. Gene Ontology annotation, cellular component: nucleus. The transcript has 7 exons. The record is from RefSeq and is a predicted model, not a curated record.
AUGGGGACCUGUCCGCGGCUUUUCCUGGCCGUGCUGGCACCUAAGGCACCUGUGGCCAGCAGCCUUGCCCCUGCAGGCGCCAGACCGGCAUGGAUGAGGAAAGAUCAGCCUCACACUCAAAAGCAAUUUGUCUUUGAAAAGCCAUCAGAGGUGGAGCGCAAAGUUCCUGAGGCAGGUGUGAUAGACAAGCCUGGUGCGUAUGAGCUCAGCAAAGUACCAACUGGCAUUUCGAGGAUUCAUUUGAUUCCUGGCUUUAUUGACUCAGAACAAGCAGACUGGAUGUUUGAACAACUCCUCCAAGACAUACCCUGGGGUCAGAGAACUCACAUCAGACAGGAAGCAUCUUUUGAGGAACCAAGGCUUACCUCCUGGUAUGGGGAACUUCCUUACACAUACUCCAGGAUAACAAUGCAGCCAAACCCAAAUUGGCAUCCUCUGCUGACCAUGCUAAAGGAGCGCAUUGAAGAGUUCACUGGCCGUACCUUCAACUCUCUUCUCUGCAACCUCUACCGAAACGAGAAGGAUAGCGUAGACUGGCACAGUGACGAUGAACCAUCACUGGGAAAAAAUCCUGUCAUUGCCUCACUUAGCUUUGGUGCUACCCGGACCUUUGAGAUGAGGAAGAAACCCUCCCCG